This is a messenger RNA of Gigantopelta aegis, 742 nucleotides long. RefSeq names its product protein mono-ADP-ribosyltransferase PARP14-like. The transcript has 3 exons. The record is from RefSeq and is a predicted model, not a curated record. NCBI's taxonomy places the organism in Eukaryota, Metazoa, Mollusca, Gastropoda, Neomphalida, Peltospiridae. Gene Ontology annotation, molecular function: transcription corepressor activity. Gene Ontology annotation, biological process: negative regulation of gene expression. The coding region runs from base 1 to 684 and encodes 227 amino acids. Gene Ontology annotation, cellular component: nucleus; cytoplasm.
AUGGCGAUGUCCUGUUUUGAAAAGGCAGAGGAAGACCGGCAUACCUCCAUUGCGUUUACCACAGAAAAUAUGGUAAUACUCCAGUUUUAUCCCCCUGAUAUGGUGGCCAGAGUGUUGUUUGAAACAAUCAUCAAAUUUGCAGAAACAAAUCCAGUCUAUCUUCAGAAAGUUGUUCUCGUUGCUUCCCCUCCUGCAAAAGCUUUGUUUAAGGUUGAUGUCAUCGUGAAUUCCACCGGGAAUAGAUUAAAUCUCAGCGAGGGACCAAUAAGCAAGAUAAUACUAGAAGCGGCUGGGUCAAGUAUUCAGGAGGAAUGCAAAAAUAAUUACCCGAAUGGGAUUGAAAGCUGGGGCGUGGCUGUCACAAGUGGAGGCAAUAUAACUUGCAAGCAGAUUUAUCACAUAUGCCUCGUUCGUUCCGAAUGGUCAUCCGUUAAACAGAAAUACAAAGACAUCAUCAACUAUUUGUUGGAAACAGCUGACUCUACAGGCCACACGUCAAUAGCAUUUCCUGUUCUGGGAACUGGACUGAUCCAGUACCCAAAUGAUCAAGUGGCAAAAAGCCUCUUUGAAACAGCCAUGGCAUUUCAAGGAAAUCAUCUAAAAACCAUCCUUUUUGUUGUGCACCCAAAAGAUUUUGCUAAUCGAAAGGUAAAUUGUAGUAUGUAUGCAGUGACAGAUAAUUGAAAUUUGUUUUAACGAUAACACUAGACCAUAUUGAUAUGUUAAUCAUCAGCUUUUGGGU